UCUGCGCAUCCCGUCAGUUCUAGGGUGAGCGUCCAUCCCCGACCAUCUCCCGCAGAAGCCGAACAAAAAAAAAAAAACGAACAAACGAACCGACCGAGGAACGAGCCGAUGCGCCGCGAAUCGAGGAAAAAGUGCAGAGCCGCGAGGAAGAUUAGCUUUCAUUGACCCGCUGUGGAGAAGAAAUUGCAGUGAUACUCGCUACAGUGGUAAAAGAAAACAGGAAAAAGGAUUUUGCUGAUUAAAAAAAAGAGUAAAAUCAUACGACAAAGGUGCUUCUUCACCCUGGGAUUGGAUUGACUGCACGACAGGUCAAGAUCCCCACGAUGGAGAACCAACCGGAGGCUGUCGUUUACUCGAAGAAAGGCCGCAAGCGGGCAGCCUCUUCGGCGGAGCAGCCGCAGCCGAAGAGGUUCCAGGACGACGCGGUCCUCGAAGACGGCGUCCAUGAGGUGGAGGAACAAGAGGGCGGCAUCCGCGGGGUUGCGGUGCGCAAAGUCCACGAGGCUGUCCAAGUAGAAAGUGGUGAAGAAGGCGUCGCUCGCGAGGUGGCUGACCACAAAGACUCCACGCCGCCAGGGCCACUUGUCCGCCAGGACACGUUCACAAAGGACGAUGGCGCCGCGACGGAGCAGUUCUACAUCCCCGUCGAGCAGAAGGAGAACUCGGGGCGCAGGGAGGCGCUCUUCAAGAGGCUGGCGGCCAGGAGGAAGGAGAGCAGCGCGGCCGCGGCCACUCGGCGGGCCGCGCAGGCGGCGGCGAGCAAGACGACCUCGUCGGAGAGCAGGAAGACCAAGGCGACGCGACGCAAGGCACAGCCGGCACCGCCACAGCAACGGCCAGAGACGCAGCCCCCCGCCCUGCAGCGCCAGGGCACCUUCACCAUCGAGGACGACGACGAGAACCCUCGGCAGCAGAAGGAGCAGGCCGCCGACCUGAUGGACCCCGGGGAGGACCCCGGGGAGGACCCCGACGACGACGCGACGGCAAGCUUGAAAACGGUUGCGGAGAUGCGCGUGGCGCUGGCCGCCCUGCGACGGGGACGCGCGGCGGCGGAGCGGGCGGAGCGCGCGGCCAGGGAGAGAGCGUCCAGGGACGCGCACCGGACGCGCGCCGCGCUGCAGGACCUGCACGCCCGCCUGGCCGCCACCCGGGAGGCGCUGCACGCCGAGAAGGACGGCCUGCACCGCAAGCUGAGCGCCGACUUCAAGAGGGCCAUGGCCGACCGGGAGGCUGUCUGGCGGCAGGAGCGCGAGCGGACCACCGCCCAGGUGCGCGCCCUGGAGACAGAGCUCCGCACCGCGCGGGCGCAGCUGGGGUCGAUGCAGGCGGACGCGCUGCGGAAGGCCUCGACCACCGAGGCGGAACUGCGACGGGCCUUCCACGACCAGGAGGCCGCGUUCCGCGCGCAGAUCGCGGAGGUGGCGGCGCAGAGGGACAGCCUGCAAGCCCAGCUCCGCGCCAAGGACAAGCUGGCCGCGCAAGACCGGCCGGCCAGUCCGGCGCGCGGCGUGAGGACCGGCGCGAGGCCCGCCCCCCGCGACGAGGCGCUGCAGCGCUCGGCGUGCGCGUUGCGCAGGGAGCUGCAGGACGCGCGCAAGAAGCACGCGCUGCUCGAGGCGCAGCUCAAGGAGGCCCAGCUGCAGGCCGCCAGGAGGCCCGCGCCCACACUGCUGGACGCCGAGCUGGCGCGCGCGCUGCACGCCAAGGAGCAGGAGUACCGCAGGGACGCCGCGGAGGCCGCCAAGAAGCACGACGCCGUGGAGGCGCAGCUCAGGGACGCCCUGCGAGCGCUGCGCGACGCCGGCGGAAACAAGGCACAGGAAAAGGCAGCCAGUCGGCCCGGGAAACAGAUGACGCUCGCCCUAGAAUCUCACAGACAGGAGGAGGAGGACAAGGAGGAGGACAAGGAGGAGGCGGAGGGCCACCCCGCGGCACCCCGCGAGCAGGUCCAGCAGGUCCAGCCGAGACGCCGCCACAAACGCCGGCGGCAGGACCCGGAACCGCCGGAACCGGAGACGGAGGAAGACGACGACACCCAAAGCAACGAACACAACGACGAACGACGACGCAGACUGCUCCAGGAGUUGGAGCGCCUGCGAGAGCGCAACGCGGCGCUGCAGGAAGCCUGGCGGGCCGCGGCUUGGCGCCGCCGGGGCCGCCGCCGGAGGGUGGGGCCUGCAAAGCCGCCGCGUCGCGUGCGCGAGGAACGCCGCAGCCGAACCCCGCCCGGCCGGCACCCUCCCACCGAUACGAAUGCCGGCAAAGGGGAGACGGAGGAGGGUCUCAUGCGACACUUCCACAGGCUGAUUUCUCUGGAGCCGGUGUCCGAGGCCGAGGAGUUCCCCGUCCCCGGUGGGGGGCUGGUGGGGCUGGGAGGCCCGCUGGGGGGCUCCCUGGGGGGCCCCCAGUCACCCCUGUCGUCCGGGCCGUCCUCCCUGUCCCCCACCCCCGGCAUCGGCGAUGUUUGGAAUGACCUGGCGGCGGGGUGCGCCACGUCCUCGGGCGGCUCCCCCUGCUCGCAGGGCGGGUCGUCGGGGUCCUCGUCGCCGGGCGGCGAGUCCCUGGGCGAGGGCGGGUCCUCGUCCCCGGAGCAGCUGGGCGCGCACUCGGUGCUGUACUGGCAGCUGAUGCGUGACCACCUGCAGCUGCAGCGGGCGUACCAGCAGAUGCAGCAGCUGCAGGCCAAGAACAACGACCGGCAGGCGCGGGCCAAGCUGGAGGCGCAGGUUUACGACCUGAAGCGCGCCCUGUCCCGACGGCCAUGCCCCGCGCUGCCGGCCCUGGCGGCGCAGACGCACUCGCACGGCGCGGCGCUGGCCGACGCCCUGCAGGACGUGGUGGAGCUGCGGCAGCGCGAGCAGGCCCUCACGGCCGAGCUGGCCGAGCUGCGCGACCAGAACGAGCUGCUCGAGUUCCGGCUGCUGGAGCUGGAGGGCAUCGUGGACAAGAGCUCGGUGUGCAGCGCCACGCGGGAUGUGUGCACCGACACGGAGAGCGACACGGUGACGGAGGACUCUGGGCUGCUGUCGCUCGGGGCCAGCGACGACGGAGACAACCAUGCCGGCCCGACGCACCAGCAGCACCAGCAGCACCAGCACGGCGACGGCGCGGCCGUGCGGGACAAGCUGGCGCUCCUCGCCAGCUCCCUGGAGGCCGAGGAGGACCGGGGCUGCCUGCAGAGGGCGCUGCAGCUCCUCGACUCGUACCAGCAGCAGCUCAACAAGGACGCUGCUGCCAAACCGCAGAGUCCGGUCAAGGCACCCAACCAGAGGAUCGUGGCCACGGUGCUGCCGUUCACGGACGUGGCCGACGACGCGGAGGACCUCCCCGACGCCAAGCAGUCCAGCAGGGACGAGUUCCGGCGCAAGCAGGAGUUCUUCAACCAGAUCCAGCGGCUGGGCGGCAGCAGCGCCAACGCCACCAACGCUGCGGCCAACAACAACAACAACAACAACAACAACAAGAACCUCAAGCACGCCGACUGCCUCCAGGAGAGCGGCAUCUUCGAGGAGGACUCGGAAGACGGCGUGCUCGCCGACCUCGCGAGCGCCGCGACGCAGACGGAGGCGGCGUGGGCCUGCAGCUGUCACCAAAGCGCCUCGCAGUCUGCCGCCGCCGAGACGGACGCGCCGUUCUCGUCCCUGCCCGCCUUCGGCUCCACCGCGAAGGCGCACCCGGCCGCGCCGGCCGCCACGGGCGCCCUGAGCGCCGAGAUCCAGAAGCUGUCUCAGAUCAGAGAGCGCUUCGAGGAGCACGGCGCGGUCACCAAGCUCAAGCGUCCAGAGGCACCGGCCGCGGCGCCCUCCGCGCUCGGCGCCACGCAGAUGCAGCUCAAGAUGCGCGAGCUCGACUUCUUCCGGUCGCGCGCCGCGCUGCUCGAGGACAAGCUGGCCGAGCUGGAGCGCUGCUCGGACCCCGAGCUGCGCGGGUGCGCGCGCCUGCUGGAGAGGGUGGCCGCCCUGGAGCGCCAGGCCCGCGAGGCGAGGGAGGCUGCCGACCUGCUCGUGAGGAGGAACCGCGACCUGGAGGAGGAGCGCUGCGAGCUGGAGGAGGCGGAGAACGACACCAGGCUGCGGUGCCAACAGCUGGAGGUCGAGGUUGUCCAGCUGCGGGAACGCGAGGGCGCUCUGGAAGUGGAGCUGGGCCGCGCCCGCCGCAGCCUCAGCGCUGCCCACCAGCUGCAGGGCCGCCUGGAGAUGGCGCUGCAGUCGCUGGAGACGCGCAACUUCGAGCUGGAGGAGGCCGAGUGCGAGCUGAGGGCCUCCAUCGCCGCGGUCGAGUCGGCGCUGCCCGCCAUCGUCGCCUUCCACCUGGCGCACUACAAGCACUACCUUCAGCAGCGCGAGCAGCGAGCCGCCCUGCCGCUCCCCGCCCCCGCCCACAGCGUCUGCGCGGAGGACGCCGACGAGGAGUUCGUGGACGAGGUGGACGCCGCCGCGCCGCCAGCCAAGAGGGACGACAGCGAGGUGCUGGAGCGCCUGGCGCAGCUGGUCGCCGCCGAGCAGGACAUGCACCAGAAGAUCGCUUUCCUUGAGCAGAAGGAGUCCGCCUUCCAGGAGACACUGGCCGCGGCCGACGGGCUGUGGACCGAGAUGGAGCUCAACUACAAGCGGCGCCUGGCUCGGGCCGAGGAGGCCGAGGAGGAGCUCAGGAGGAAGGUGCGCCGUCUCGAGGACUCGGAGAGCAAGCUGCGGCAGGCGCUGGCCGACCAGGCCGCCCUGUCGGAGCGCGUGCACGAGCUGGAGGCGCAGGAGCGCGUGCUGUUGGCGCGGAUCCGCAGCCUGGAGCAGGAGAAGCAGGCCGUGGCCGAGGAGGCGGACCGCUUCCACGAGGAGAUGAAGGCGUGCCGCGGCGCGCUGCAGGCUUUGCAGGAGCGCGUCGACGGCCCCAUGGCGGAGGAGGCGGCGGCGGAGCGGCGGCGCGCGCUGGACCUGGCCGAAGAGCUGCGCAGCAGGCAGGACGCGCUGGCCGCCAUGGAGCAGCGCACCAACACCGAGAUCUCGGCGCUGCAGUCGCAGAUUGCGGUGGGCGAGAAGACGAUGCAGGACAUGGAGGUGACGUGCGCCGAGCUGCGCGAGGAGGUGGACACGCUGGAGGAGGCCGUCGGAUCGCUGCGCGCCCAGCUGUCGGCCGCCCACGACAAGGCCGAGCGCGACCUGUUCCGCGUCGAGUCGGCGCUCGCCGCCAAGGACCAGCAGCUCGAGGAGCUUCGCCGCGACAAGGAGUCGCCGCCGCCCGCCCUCAACGACGAGAUCGCCGCGGCGGCGCAGGCGGCGCAGCAGCCCGAGGAGGACGACGACGCGGACGAGGCCAAGCCCGCGCCGCCGUCCGUGUCGCUGUUCCGGAAGAGCCUGCAGGCGUUCCGGAACUCGGAGAUGAUGAUGAUGAUGACGGCGAGCAAGCCAGCCACCCCGCCAAAACCCGUGCCAAAGAAAGAGACUGACGGCAGCAAGGCCUUCGCGAGCUUGCCGCCGAUGCCGACGGCGCCCGCGGCCAAGAGGACGCCGCCGCCGCUGCCCCCCAAGAACGUCCUGGCCCUCAAGUGGCCGCGCAGCGACAGCAGCGCUGCCAGCGGAAGGUGACGGAAGGGAAGGGGCAGUCCGGGGCGGCUCGCCAAGAGGCCCACGUCGACGAUGUACAUAGAGGGUGGCGCGCCGCGCUGCCGCGGCACUGGCCGCACGACCAGCGGGGACCGUCCGGGCCUCGGUCCGGGCCUCGGUCCGGGCGGACCAGGAGCCAGGCGCCCCCCAGUGCCAACGCUAGGCAGCGAAGCGCAGCGAAGCAAAGGGAGCGCGGAAUAGAAGGAGCCACCAGCCAUUUCGUUAUGUCUAAUUACCGAUAAGAAUAAAGAUACUUCUCUCCUUA
Messenger RNA from Thrips palmi, 5865 nucleotides. Its product is annotated as protein MLP1 homolog. The coding region runs from base 324 to 5582 and encodes 1752 amino acids. The transcript is spliced from 20 exons. The record is from RefSeq and is a predicted model, not a curated record. Lineage: Eukaryota; Metazoa; Arthropoda; Insecta; Thysanoptera; Thripidae.